CCGGGACAGAGCCCUCUGGCCUAUUCUCACGUGUAUCCUCCUCUACCCCUCCCCAGGUUUGGAAAUGAUGUACAGCACUUCAAGGUGCUCCGAGAUGGGGCUGGAAAGUAUUUCCUCUGGGUGGUCAAGUUCAAUUCUUUGAAUGAGCUGGUAGAUUAUCACAGAUCUACAUCCGUCUCCAGAAACCAGCAGAUAUUUCUCCGGGACAUAGAGCAGGUGCCACAGCAACCGACGUACGUCCAAGCCCUUUUUGACUUUGAUCCCCAAGAGGAUGGAGAGCUGGGAUUCCGUCGGGGAGACUUUAUCCACGUCAUGGAUAACUCAGACCCCAACUGGUGGAAAGGGGCUUGCCAUGGGCAGACCGGCAUGUUUCCACGCAAUUAUGUCACCCCCGUGAACCGGAACGUCUAAGAGUCAAGAGAUUAUUUAAAGAAAGCGAAAAAUUUUAAACACGUACAAAAGAAUUAAACCCAUGAGCUCCCUCUAUCAGCAGCCUGUGAGGGAGCUCAGAAUACCCAGCUGGGUCACCUGGUGACCCUCUCACUUUGGUUGGAACUCUGGGGGGUGGGAGGGGGAGUUGGAUAUAACAAUGCCAAACUUACCUAUAAAUUAAGAAAAGAGUUUUUAUUACAAAUUUUCACCACUGCUCCUAUUCCUCCUCCUUUGUCCUUUUUUUCAUCCUGUGUCCUCUUCUGUCCAUCAGUGCAUGACAUUUAACGCCACAUAUAGUCCUAGCUGAUGCCAAUAAUAAAAGAAAAGAAACCA
This is a messenger RNA of Physeter macrocephalus (sperm whale), 765 nucleotides long. RefSeq names its product growth factor receptor-bound protein 2. Gene Ontology annotation, molecular function: epidermal growth factor receptor binding; phosphotyrosine residue binding. The transcript has 2 exons. The annotation marks the transcript as partial. Gene Ontology annotation, cellular component: plasma membrane; nucleoplasm; COP9 signalosome. NCBI's taxonomy places the organism in Eukaryota, Metazoa, Chordata, Mammalia, Artiodactyla, Physeteridae. Gene Ontology annotation, biological process: regulation of MAPK cascade; signal transduction. The record is from RefSeq and is a predicted model, not a curated record.